Messenger RNA from Acanthopagrus latus (yellowfin seabream), 1542 nucleotides. It is a transcript of the gene mul2, whose product is annotated as mitochondrial E3 ubiquitin protein ligase 1a. The transcript is spliced from 6 exons. Gene Ontology annotation, molecular function: ubiquitin-protein transferase activity. Bases 159 to 1232 code for a protein of 357 amino acids. The record is from RefSeq and is a predicted model, not a curated record. NCBI's taxonomy places the organism in Eukaryota, Metazoa, Chordata, Actinopteri, Spariformes, Sparidae. Gene Ontology annotation, biological process: protein ubiquitination; organelle organization.
GUGGAGAAGAACCGCAACGCACAUGCGCAGGAAGGCUUCGUCACGUGACGCAUCGACUUCCUGAGGUACGUCACGUGAUAUGGACGCCACUUGCGGCGAAGAUGUCAUCUUGAGGGAUUUGAUUUUCUGACAGGGUGGUGACAGGAGAUCCAGGAGGAAUGGAUGGAUUUCAUGUGAACUUUCCAGAGGUAGUGUGCCUUGGGGCCACCUUUACCCUCUCAGGCAUCUGCUACUACCUCUAUAAGAAGAGCCGGAAGACACUGGAUACACUUGAUGCGGCUCCACACUUCCCCAUAGAUAAAAAUCUCAAAGACAUCCUGAAAGUUACUCCAGGAGCAUGUCUACAGUACGCUGUUAUCGAAGGUGCCGUGCAACCAGUGGGCGAGCCUCUUUCGAGUCACUUCCAAAAAGAAUGUGUCGGAGUGUUGCAGAAAUUCACAUUGAAAGAACACAGGCUGCUGUGGAACAGCCUGACACGCUCUUGGACGGACAGUGAACGAAUCGUGCACCAGAGAGUGAACGCGGUGCCGUUCGUGUUAAUGGGAUCCAAUGAGACCUCGGUCAGAGUCCUGUGUCCUCUGCAGGCCUCUGGAUUCCCCAUGGAGAUCACCCACGAAAAGUUCCACCAGGUUAAUUACGGCUUGAGUGACAUCGUAGGACAGUACCUCAGUGGGGAGAAGCUCAAAGGGCAACUAGAGAUCGAAGAAAUGCUCAAGGUUGGCACAGUCCUUACAGGCGUAGGGGAGUUGACAUUGGAGACAGACGGCACCCUGAAUCUUCAACCUCCCUCCAACGGCUCACAGUACUUCUUGAGCAUUACAGACUUUGACACCCUGCGCGGGGAGCAAGAGAACACAACUGUUUUGUGGAAGGUGCUCGCCAUCGUCUCUUCUUUGGCGGGAGCGGCGGUCCUUUGCUGGAUCUGCCGACGCUACUAUUACCAGCUAAAAACUCGCUGGGAGCAGGAGCGGGAGAGGAGGGAAUUUGAGAGGCUCCUGGCCGACGCACCAAGAGCGCGAGCUCCAGCGGCGGGCCCCGAGGCUCCUCAUGACGGGGCGGAGGAGCACAUAGAGAACGCCUGUGUGAUUUGUCUCAGUCAGCCACGUAACUGUAUUCUGUUGGACUGUGGACAUGUGUGUUGCUGCCACAGCUGCUACCAGGCCCUCCCACAACACCGAUGCCCCAUAUGUAGACAGACCAUAAGCAGAGUGGUGCCUCUCUACCACGUCUGACACACCUGUGCGACCACAUGACCUCAGUGGCACUUAACCACCAUACAAACUGUACCAGAUUAAAGGAGACAUAUUAUGCUCACUUUCAGGUUCAUUAUUUUUAUUUUGGGUUACUACUACAGUAGUAUUAACUGCUCCUCUCCCUGAAGUCAUCCUCUCUGCCAUGCUCCAUAUCAGGACUGUGAUAAUCAUCUCCUCGCCUCCAACUUAAAGCACUUGGUGUUUUAUUUCACCGAGAUUUUAAACUAGAUGUACAUGUAAAAACGGUUGUCCAAUCAUGUUUUUAUCGGCUACAUAAUAUUGCAAAAAA